This is a messenger RNA of Saccoglossus kowalevskii, 2206 nucleotides long. RefSeq names its product proteasome adapter and scaffold protein ECM29-like. NCBI's taxonomy places the organism in Eukaryota, Metazoa, Hemichordata, Enteropneusta, Harrimaniidae. The record is from RefSeq and is a predicted model, not a curated record.
ACAUUCUUUAAUGAACAAGUGCUGGCAGAUGGAGCAAAAACAACGACCUUCUUUCCAUGAAUUAACAGAGCGUCUAAAAAUAUUACAGAAAAACCUAGAACUACAGGUCGAACGUGCUAGGAAAUAUGUAAAUGGAAGUUUGUCAGUACUUGCCGAAGAUUACACACAAUGGGAUGAUUAUAAAGUUACAUUAUUUGAAGAUCUUAUUUUGUGUAAUAUUGAAAAGCCUCUUCCCCAGUCUCGACUCAUGGCUGUUCAAUAUGCUGGUGCCAUAUUUCCAUCAAACCACGCUGCAUCUAAAUAUGUUCUACUGCGAGGAGCCGGCGAUGCGGUAAAAAUAGUCCAAAACGAAGCACUGGAUAUAUUAAGAGAACAAACUAAAAAGGACGGUGAAGAAAAAGAAAACUUGUUCCCAGAGUUUUCCCAACUAGUGAAUUUUGUGAGUGUUAGGGCAGGAGAAAAGCUGACUGAUGCGACUAUAAAAUCCAAGGGACCAUUGGGAACAUUUCAUAUUCCAUUCACACCAGCUGCAUAUGAGAAAAUAACUAUUUAUCUAAGAAUGUGCUUGGCAUAUGAGUCUGGUACUAAUCCUCAUGUAAUACACCCUGAACAAAUGAAUCAACAAGGACCAGUAUUAAGCAAGCGGAUAAAUCAACUAUUAGACGACAAUGACGGAAGUCUAUCUGAAGGUCCAAUACCUUUGUAUUUUGGUAUGCUAAGACAGUACAUAGCAGCUGUAGGUGGGUCAGCAACUAUGUACAGAAUGUUAGAGUUGGUUGCUGCUGCCCCUGAGAGAUUGGCACCACAAUUCUUUGAUAAGUUAGAUCAACUCAAGGUUUUGGUUAGCUCCGAAAAUGCAGAUAUGAGAAUGUAUGCAGCUGAAUUGUACGCCAUUGUGUUGUCAUUAAUGGACAAACAAGUUUUACUCACAAGUAUACAAACCCUCACCCAUGAUCUGGACAAUCAGAAUUUGGAGGUUCAGCAUGGCUCAGAACUGGCAUUAGGAUUUGUAAUUGGAAGGUACUUGCAGAAAAGAGGUCGACUGGCUAGCCAUGAGAACAUAGAACACAUGAUUGGGGAUUCUAGCAAUGAAGACAUCAUUUUUACCGAGGCAGUAAAAGCAAUAGUUGUCAAAUUGGACAGCGUUAUUGUUAUGCUAGUAGAAGGUGCCUGUCUGGCAUUGGGUGAGAUUGGAAGAAAUGGACCACUACCUUUAUUAAAUGGUAUAGACAAUAUAAGUAGAUCGAAACAGAUUCAACAAGAUGAAGAUCCUCAAGGUAAUGAGGUUGAAGAAAUAACAAAGCUACAUGUCAUCCAGAUUUUAAUGAGCAAGGUUUUAUCAGAAGAUGACGUAAUUCAGGUGAAAGAGAGAGCUGCCAUGUCUUUGGCAUACCAGACUGUUGGAGAUCCCCACUUCUCUUAUCGAAAUAUUAUUAUACAAGGGUUCUUAGAUAGUACAGAUAUUCAUGUACAACCAAGAACAGAACACAUUGCUUUGCACUUUGCUAUUGGGGAAGCAUUGGCAACCACUUUACAAGGUCCCAAUUCCGCCUAUGCUGGAGAUAUUUGGAGAACAGCAGUAGAAGACCGUGGCUCUUUAGAACCAAUCAGUGACGACAUUGACUGGCUAAUGAAUGCGUUGGUUGAAAAAUAUAUACAAGCUGUACCCGAAGAACAAAUAAAGGGCUAUGGUGAUUAUGAGGGUGAAAUGGAUCCAAGCUAUUUAGCUGUCUGUAUAUGGCUAUUAAUAUUGGUAGAACAUUUCAGAACGCAUCCUGCUAUUGUGUCACGACUUCAAGCAAUACAGGAAACAGUAACAAGCAUGAUGUCACACUGGGAAGAAACCGGAGUGACAUCACAGUUAUCACCACUAGUGCAAUCUAGAAUGGUAUCUGCCCUACAACUGAUGAAACCAACUGUAUCGGUAAUGAAACGAGAGAAAAUGAUAACAGUACGACUGACGGCAGAAAGACACUAUCAUAGUGAGGUUAAAAUUCAGAUUAACAGACGAACCUCAUCGACCAGAAAGGGAGUGACGUCAACACAGCAAGAGCAUGCAUUACAAGACUCUGCAGCUUUGCAGCAAGUAGAAGAAAUGGCUCAAAUUGCUACCGAAGAAAUGCCAUUGCAGGAUAUGCCUUCUUCAGCAUCAUCUUCACCAAGUUUAUCUGACGAAGAUAAUAAUUCUAAAACUACACACUUUUGA